Messenger RNA from Lecanosticta acicola, 1447 nucleotides. NCBI's taxonomy places the organism in Eukaryota, Fungi, Ascomycota, Dothideomycetes, Mycosphaerellales, Mycosphaerellaceae. The record is from the annotation of a GenBank genome assembly.
AUGGUAUUUGCCCGCUCCGCCCUCCGUGCUGCUCGUCCAGCCAGCUCUCUGCUUUCGCAGAGGGCCACCACCUCCUUCUCCCACCGCGGAGCCUCCCUCGCAAAGACCGCGAGCCUGGGCGGUGUCAGAACGCUGACCGCGACUGCCUCUCGACAGGGAAAGGUCCUCCUCGUUCUGUACGACGUAAGUCAUGUCCCCUACAGCUCCAGCAUGAUUCUCCGAGCUCUCAAUGCGAGAAUAGGUCUAAUCAUUGAUGCCAGGGCAACGAGCACGCCAGGCAAGAGCCCAAGUUGCUUGGAACCACGGAGAAUGAGCUUGGACUCCGAAAGUGGAUCGAGGACCAGGGCCACACUCUAGUCACCACCUCCGACAAGGAGGGCGCGAACAGCAAGUUCGACCAGGAGCUCGUCGACGCUGAAGUCAUCAUCACCACUCCGUAAGAAGAUCCUCACGCAAUUGUAUAUACAAUUGGAACGUUCGCCUGACCAACCUCAGAUUCCACCCGGGUUACCUGACCGCCGAGCGUCUCGCAAAGGCCAAGAACCUCAAGAUCGCCGUAACUGCUGGUAUUGGCUCCGACCACGUCGACCUGAACGCCGCCAACAAGACCAAUGGCGGUAUCACCGUUGCUGAGGUCACCGGUUCCAAUGUCGUCUCCGUCGCCGAGCACGUCGUCAUGACCAUCUUGGUCCUCGUCCGCAACUUCGUCCCUGCCCACGAGCAAAUCGCCAGCGGUGACUGGAAUGUCGCAGCCGUCGCCAAGAACGAGUAUGACCUCGAGAACAAGGUCGUCGGUACCGUUGCUGUCGGCCGUAUCGGUGAGCGUGUCCUCCGCCGCCUGAAGCCAUUCGACUGCAAGGAGCUUCUGUACUUUGACUACCAGCCGCUCUCCAAGGAGAAGGAGCAGGAGAUUGGCUGCCGACGUGUCGAGAACCUCGAGGAGAUGCUUGCCCAGUGUGAUAUUGUCACCAUCAACGCCCCACUGCACGAGAAGACCCGCGGCCUGUUCAACAAGGAGCUCAUCUCCAAGAUGAAGAAGGGUAAGUCAUCGAGCUCGAUUGAGGACGUGGAAUCUCCAGGCUAACUUUGUCCAGGCUCUUGGCUCGUCAACACCGCCCGUGGUGCCAUCGUCGUCAAGGAGGAUGUCGCCGAUGCCCUCAAGUCUGGCCAGCUCCGUGGCUACGGUGGAGAUGUCUGGUUCCCACAGCCAGCACCAAAGGACCACCCACUCCGCUACGCCGAAUACGGUCCAUUCAAGUCCGGCGGAAACGCAAUGGUUCCACACAUGUCCGGUACCUCGCUCGACGCCCAAGAGCGCUACGCGACUGGUGUCAAGAACAUCCUGCAAUCAUACUUCAGCGGCAAGCACGACUACAGGCCUGAGGACCUGAUCGUGUACAAGGGAGACUACGCCACCAAGGCCUAUGGCCAGCGUGAGAAGAAAUAG